Messenger RNA from Morchella sextelata, 1068 nucleotides. RefSeq lists its product as uncharacterized. The coding region runs from base 1 to 1068 and encodes 355 amino acids. The transcript has 3 exons. The record is from RefSeq and is a predicted model, not a curated record. NCBI's taxonomy places the organism in Eukaryota, Fungi, Ascomycota, Pezizomycetes, Pezizales, Morchellaceae.
AUGGAUGAGCCGAUGCCCAGAUUAACAGCAUUUACGCCAGCAGCGAGCUGUGGGCAGGUCCUUUCAAUGUCAUCAUUGUUGUAUGAAAAUGGAAAUAGAGAAUUCCUACGAAUGGAUUAUGGAGCCCCCGAUAUAUUUAUGUCUCACUGCUUUCCGCCUGAAUUUAAGACAGACACUUACCAUGGAGGUGGUUACCUCCCUGGUCCUGGUAUCUGCCCAAGUGGAUAUAACACUGGCUGUUCCUCGAAACUCCAAAACGGCCCCGAUGUUACUUCACUGAGUAUGUGUUGCCCUAGUGGGUACAUAUGCGAUGGAGAUAUCUUCGACGCCUGGUGUUAUAGCCACUUUACCACCACCACAACUGCUUGGGUUGGAGAUCCAGAAACUUACACGAUAACUGGUGUAGCCACACCGGAAUAUCCAGAAGACUACCCGCAUACUGUAUGGGCCCCAGCUAUUGUAUUUACGGAAACUGCAAAGCAAACUGGUGUUCCUAUUACAGCUAGUGAACCCGCUCCUGCCUGGAGCUUUGGUGUCACUGCGCCCACAACCACUGACGGGGUUUCCUCGACGAGUAUUACAAAGUUCAAGUUUGGAAUUACCGCUGCUAUGUGUGCUAUCGUACUAAUCACAUCAUUUGUUGCUGGUUGUCUUUUUAUCCAUUUUCGAAAGCGGCAAACGCGCCAACGGGCGGAUCAACAAGUAUCAAAGAAUCCCAGUUUAUCCGAGAAGCCUCACCCAGUAUCAAGACCCAAAUGGAACUUUUUGUUCGCAAUUCUACUCGUAUUUCCAGUAGCCAUAUUCUCGUGUAUUUUUGCCUCGCAGAGAGAUUGGCAGGAAAGACUUGUACAAUGGACACGAGACACCUCUGCGGUAUUGCGGGUCAUCCAAGUUACAUCCUUUUUCAUGCGUCUUUUUUCGACAUCUCUGGCUUGGGGAGUCAUGUCUGAUUGCGGAUGGUUGCUUAUGUACUCUGGGGCCUCUGCAAUAGAAGUUAUUUCUCUCCUGAAUAUGUCGGUGAUUGGGGGGAACUAUGUUCACUUUAUACAUUUGUACUGGUUGAUUUAA